AUGCUGGGGGCAUAUGUGGUACAGUCGGAGGCGGGUGACUACGACCCAACAAGUCAUCAAGGAAUUGAUUAUAUUUCAUCCAUGCCGUUCGCUCCACAGACUUUGCAAACUCCAGACAUGUUACAUGGUAUUGCUGCGCUUCAUCGACUCCACAAGUAA
Protopolystoma xenopodis is the source of this 159-nucleotide messenger RNA. The record is from the annotation of a GenBank genome assembly. Lineage: Eukaryota; Metazoa; Platyhelminthes; Monogenea; Polystomatidea; Polystomatidae.